AAGCAGUUUUCUUACCUUGUCAAAUCUUUUUUUAAACUUUUCCUUUUUUUAACCUAGAGUACAUUUAACAUGUUUCUGCAAUGAAUUUGCAUUUUUUUCCUCUAUGCUGAUGCCUGAUUGUGUAUUUCCAGUUCCAAAGGACCAAUCAAUUUGUAACUGUUGCUUGUAACAUUAUGAUUCUACUGUAUUUUACUGAGGCAUCUCUUUGUGAAAAUUCCUACAGCAUUUUAUUGGUUUUUCCAGCAUCACUAGAAUAUUUCUUGUUCCUGUUCAGCAGCCCGUCUCCAAAAGAGAUCAGUAGCAGAAAAGGAAUGCAAGGGAGCCUGCAGGGAAACCACUUAGUCUCCUCCUUCAUUCUAGAGGCAACUGAGGUUGAGAGAGCACAAGCCCCUUACCACAGUCAGUUUCCAUGCAGUCACCUCAUCCUUUACGGUUUCAAAGCUCUUUAUGUGAAAGACAGAUUUGGGCCAUGAAUGGAUAAGACCCUAAGACUUUAAACCAAAUAGCUCAGCACUUUUGAUGCUGCUAAUUACACUGAUGCUGAGUGGCAGCUGAGGCUCCGUAAAUGUCAGACCAGUUCUUGCUUAGCUUCCUCUGUAGCACUUCCCACAUAGUUUGCUGCUGCUAUCUUACACCAUAAAGAAAACUUAAAGGAAUUUCUGUGGGACACUUAUUUAAAAGAGAGAGGAAAAAAAUAUAUAGGAAAAAAUCUACUGUUUUCUGAAUUACAACUUUUCAGACGCUGAGGGAGUGGUGCUGAUGGACAGCUCCAGCUUAUUGCAUAGUAACAAGUCUGGGUUUGCUGUCUCAGAGGAUUGGGAAACCUUCAUUGGAGUCUACUUACUUGUGCUGGGUUGGCUUUCUUGGCUUGGCAAUGGAGUGGUGAUCUUCAUCUUGUACAACCAACGACAUUCCCUGGAUCCUCAGGACUAUCUCACCUUCAAUCUUGCAGUCUCAGAUGCAGGCAUUUCUCUAUUUGGCUAUUCAAGGGGCAUUGUAGAGCUUUUUAAUAUUCUGAGAGAUGAUGGCUUUCUAAUCACUUCAGUAUGGACAUGCAAGAUGGAUGGAUUUAUAAUACUCUUUUUUGGUCUAAUCAGUAUUCAUACUCUGACAGCCAUCAGUGUCAUCAGAUACAUUAAAGGAUGCCAGCCUCACCAAGCUCACAAAAUUGAUAGAAAAAAUACUACCUUGACUUUGAUUGUGAUAUGGGCAACUGCUCUUUUCUGGGCCAGUGCACCACUUCUAGGGUGGGGUAGCUAUACAGAUCACAAAUAUGGAACAUGUGAAAUAGACUGGAUCAAGGCAACAUUCUCUGUUGUCUAUAAGUCUUAUGUGAUUGGAGUCUUCAUAUGUGGCUUCUUUAUUCCUGUCUCCAUCAUAAUUUUCUGUUACAUGUCAAUAAUAAAGGCUGUUAAAUCAAGUCAUAGGACUACAAGAGGUAAACAAAUUAGCCAAAGGCAGCAGCACAUGGAACGAAAUAUUACACAGGUAUCAUUUGUAAUUUGUUUUGCCUUUUUCCUGGCUUGGUCUCCAUAUGCAGUCAUCUCUAUGUGGUCAGCAUGUGGGUUUCAAGUGCCAACACUCGCCAAUAUCCUAGCCAGCCUUUUUGCCAAAUCUGCCAGUUUUUACAAUCCAUUCAUCUACAUGGGCAUGAGCUGUAAAUUCCGUAAAGACAUCAGAAACCUUUUCCAGUGUCUCAGCCGAAACAAGGACUCAAGUCUACAGAUGCCAGUAUUGAUAUUCAAUCAAAGAAAUGAGGCAGCUGUGCUCCUAAACCUACAGAGAGAUUUUGUGUCCAAAGUUUAUGAGGCUGAAGCACCAGGCUUAGAAAUGGAUUCAGUGCCCAGAGAUAAUCAUUUGGCACAGGAGAACCCUACAUUUUGUUCUCCUGUUUAUAACCAACUUACCACUUUUGAAAUAAAACCAGUUCAAAGGAAACAGAGUGGAUCAGGAUGACUCUGAUCUGGAGAAGGUGAAAUAAGGACUACUACUUUCACUGAAGAUUAGAUUUCCACAGCAAAUGACCUUUGUCCCUUGUCCUCAUCAAUCAGCUAAUAUUUCACAUAUAUUUAAAACUUCUCAUGUACAAUUUUCCAAAUACUAUAAAAAAGUAGCAAAAUUGAAAAUUGGUUCAUGAAGCCUAGUUUUCUCCUUUAAAAAAAAUAAUAGCACAUUACUAUAAUUAAGGUAUUUGUUUAUUCCUGGCAAAUUGUGACUGUCAAUGAAUAUGUCCUGUAAAUUGAUCCCAAUUCUAUUCCUAUUUUAUUGUAUUCCUUUUUUUCCCCUCUGUGGUAUGAUUACAUACUGGUCCAGAACCCAGGAUCUUACUGUAUAUAGCCUAAGACUAGUGCUAAAUAUGCUGAGCUCUGCUAGAAGCCAGUGACAGGCCAAGAUCCACUAUCUCCUAAACUGCCACAGGGAGACACA
Messenger RNA from Pelodiscus sinensis (Chinese soft-shelled turtle), 2427 nucleotides. The record is from RefSeq and is a predicted model, not a curated record. Lineage: Eukaryota; Metazoa; Chordata; Testudines; Trionychidae.